Messenger RNA from Punctularia strigosozonata HHB-11173 SS5, 453 nucleotides. RefSeq lists its product as uncharacterized. The annotation marks the transcript as partial. The record is from RefSeq and is a predicted model, not a curated record. NCBI's taxonomy places the organism in Eukaryota, Fungi, Basidiomycota, Agaricomycetes, Corticiales, Punctulariaceae. The transcript has a single exon.
GGCCUCCGGGCAGGCAGCACGGCGAGGAACUCCAUCGCAGGACUGAAAGCCUGGCACGCGGCCCAGAACGCGGACUGGAAAGGGGGUAAGCGUCUCAAAUACGUGCUGAAUGGCGUGGAGAACAGACGCCCGGCCCUCUCCCGCCUCCCACCCCGCCUUCCCGUCAGUCGGGGCAUGCUUCGCAUCCUGAGGGCGAACUUAGACUUAUCGAACCCGGUAGACAUUGCCGUCUUCGCCGCCGCCUGCCUGGCCUUUUGGGGACAGUGCCGCCUGGGGGAACUACUCCCCUCCUCGACGACUCCAGCCACCUCGAAGAGAACCCCUACCCGGGCCAGCCUCACCUUCCCUUCACCAUCCUCCCCAUCGCACACUAUCCACCUCCCUUCGACGAAGACUCGGUUCAGCCAAGGGGAGGACGUCGUCAUCCUGAACCAGCACGGCUCAUCGGACCCC